UUACUUUCAAUUCAAGAACAUCAAAGAUGAAUAAGUCAAAAUUAAGCAGGGGCGGUUUGGGGUUAAAGUUAGGGCUUGUGGUGGUGAUUUCCCUUCUUGUGUUAGCUACAAGUGUGGAGUCCCGUAGACGCAUGAGUCGAAUGCAAUUAAAGGAAUUUGUUUGUAGAAGAUGUUGGAGUAAGCUUUACCAUCGAUGCUACUACGGUGUCGGACUCUCGAAACGAAGCAUAUCAGAAUCGGAAGCCAACUAUGAGCCCGAAGCAAGCCUCGAACAAACCAGUCUCGUUAGCCAAGACACCCUGGAUUUAUUUAACGGGCACCAACGGACCAAAAGAUCAGCAGGCCGUGUGAGGCGGUCAGGUAGAAGACGCUACUAUCGUUUCCGCAUCAAUUGCCAUAUCUGCCAGAUCAAUUGCUUUAGAAAAUGAACCACAAAUGAAACGCAGAUUUGAAACAGAGCAGCGAUGAGCCGUUCUAUCCUCGUCACGGAGAUAGCAAUCGCUGGGCAGCAGAUUAAAAAUCGCAUCAGGACCGCUUGACUUCUUUAUUAAUGUGUCCACUGUGAAAUUCUUGUUGACUUCGUAAGUUUUCUUUCCAGUCCCGAAACAGAACAAUAUUUAAGGGUGUAUAGUCGGGUGGGGGAAGAUGGGACGUGAAUUUGUGCUUGUUUCUCGUUCAAUUUGUUGGUAAACAAAGAAUAUUUACAGAAUUAUAUAACCGUGAGCCAGCGAUUACAUAAGAGCUUCGAUAAUUGUUUAAAACAUGAUUGGGAAAUUUGGUAUUUCGGCGCAAACGGUAUCCCAUCUUACCCCAUAUUACUAUAUAUUUUAGGAUGUAAAUGGACCAAUACUUUAUGUUCCUUAUUAUACAGCUUUUAAAACAUACCACGCCACCUGUAUUAUUUGGAU
This is a messenger RNA of Ciona intestinalis (vase tunicate), 908 nucleotides long. RefSeq lists its product as uncharacterized. NCBI's taxonomy places the organism in Eukaryota, Metazoa, Chordata, Ascidiacea, Phlebobranchia, Cionidae. The record is from RefSeq and is a predicted model, not a curated record.